This is a messenger RNA of Gigantopelta aegis, 2244 nucleotides long. RefSeq names its product U6 snRNA-associated Sm-like protein LSm1. The record is from RefSeq and is a predicted model, not a curated record. NCBI's taxonomy places the organism in Eukaryota, Metazoa, Mollusca, Gastropoda, Neomphalida, Peltospiridae. Gene Ontology annotation, biological process: deadenylation-dependent decapping of nuclear-transcribed mRNA. Gene Ontology annotation, molecular function: RNA cap binding. Gene Ontology annotation, cellular component: Lsm1-7-Pat1 complex; P-body. The transcript is spliced from 4 exons. The coding region runs from base 121 to 525 and encodes 134 amino acids.
GCAACUUGAUGAAGGUCAAGGACGAUGUAAAUGGCAGAACGUGUAAAAUUGAAAGUUCUUUGUUUUUAAUACAGCGUUAGCUAUGGACAAGUAAUUUUACAUAUUUGUGUAUCAAACAAAAUGAACUAUUUGCCUGGUACUGCGAGUCUUAUAGAAGAAAUCGAUAAGAAGCUGCUGGUGGUCUUACGAGAUGGACGGACUCUGAUUGGAUAUCUUCGAAGUAUUGAUCAGUUUGCCAACUUGGUGUUGCACCGAACAAUAGAGAGAAUUCAUGUUGGAAAGAAGUAUGGCGACAUUCCCAGAGGAAUUUUUAUUGUGCGUGGAGAAAACGUUGUGCUGUGUGGAGAAAUUGAUCUGGAGAAUGAGAACAAUCUGCCUCUGGAGCAGGUUUCCAUCGACGACAUCCUUGAGAUGCAGCGCGAGGAGCAGCUCCUCAAACAGCAGGAAGAGGAACGCAAAAAGAAGGCCUUACUAGAGCGCGGCCUGCAGCCCAACGACCACUCAGUGAUGGACGACUUCUUCUAGCUUGUAGUGGACUGGGCUGCAUCCUAAUGACCACUCCAUCAUGGACGACGACUUCUAGCUUGUAGUGGACUGGGCUGCAUCCUAAUGACCACUCCAUCAUGGAUGACGACUUCUAAUUGUAGUGGACUGGGCUGCAUCCUAAUGACCACUCCAUCAUGGACGAAUUCUAGCUUGUAAAGUUGUAUUGGACUGGACUGCAGCCUAACAACCACUCUGUCAUGGACUACAUCUUCUAACUUGUAUUGGAUGCUAGUUGCAGCCUAGUAACUGCUAGCUUAAAUUCUUGAAAGCCAAUUUAAUAGAAAAUAGUAUAUUUACACUGAAUGUGGAACUUUCAGGCAUCAACAUUGUUCUCAUUUCAAACAUUUAGUAGCCUUUAAAUUGAAAGUGUUUUAGUCUAAAUCAUACAUUACAUGUUGUAUGUAUGUAGUAGUAUAACAUUGCAUAUUACUUUAUUAAGAUCAAACUGAGUACUGAGGACGUGUUCAGUUAGACUACAGAGGAACAUCUGUGUCGUGAACAACAUCUUUACUCAGUUUGGCAGACAGCAGAAAACGGCCGGUAGAUAGGUCAGCUGUCUCGUUUUGUUUAUUGAUUAGUAAUUCUACCCAUUUAACAGUUCACAUCUUAAGUAAUUUUCACUGUAAUAAUUACUUCAUGCAGUACCUCAAUGUCACAAAACAAUUUUUUACACAAUGACCAAAUGCAUUAGUUUAUUCUUUAUGUGUUACAGACUCCCAAUUUACGUUUUUUGUUCAGUGGUGAAAGUACUUUGUUUAUUGUUUGUUUGAAUGAAUGGAUGGAUGGUACUGAUUAAUAAUUACCAUGGUGACGAGACAGGGUAAAAGAACGUCUUUUUUUAAAUGUGGAUUUAAUGGGCAUUAAAAGUCAAUAUUGCAGCAUUCUGUUGAAUCAGACCAGUCUGUAGGUCAACCAAAGUACCUAGAAAUGUUCUUUCAAGCUGUUGGUCAUUAUACAUGGGUUAAAUACAUUGUUUUUCAAGAUGUAAUCUUUAACUGGUUUUUCACUUACCUUUGUGAAAUGCAAACCUAAGGUCUGUUUUAAAAUUGAUCACAUGGCGUGGGCUUUGAGAUUCAAGGCAUAUUUUUAAUAUACCCAUCUCCCACAAAAUUAUUUUAAUUUAACCACUCAUCCAUUUCUGAAGUUUAUAUUUUUGUACUCCGAUUAUCUUAAACGGAGUUUUGUAUUGUGAAAGUUGUUAAGUAUGGAAAUUUGAACCACUUGUGUAUUAUUGGUUUUGCUUACAUUUCUGUCAAGAGUGCUGUAUUACUUUGUGUGAAAUGUGCUACUAUUUAACAGAAGUGAUUGUUAAACUAAGUCCUUUGGCAUUGUUAAAUUUUAGAUUUCGAUAUUUGGUGUCCAUUUUCAAAUGUGAUUUAAUGUACCUGGUCGUUAGAUAGACCUAAAGUACAUCAAAUUGUUCACGAUUGAAUCGGGACAGGUUUAUCAUUUUGUAUUGACAUUGGAAGUUGGCGAUUAUUUAGCCUUGAUGACUGUAUAAACCUCUCAUUGCUAUAUCACUUGUUGUAUGUGCUAUGUAGUGGAUAAAUUUCAUGCCUUAUUUGUUGAAAAGCAGAAUUACUUUAACUUAAUAAAGAUUGGUUGAAGCAAGUGUAAAGUUCCUUGCUUCUAUCACACUGAGGUACAUUAUUUUGUUUUACAUUUUUGGUAUACUAUAAAAAUAAAGUCUUGAUUCAG